AUGGCAUCGGAUAAUCAAAUCUCCACCAUUAUCUCUAAGUUCGAGCUGCAGAGAGUCCUGUAUGAGGAUCCUCGAUCAAAGUUAUGUAAUGCAUUGGGCGUCUGUCACAUAGAUGACAAUGAAGUACCAGCGCUCCUGCUAAUGGAGAAAACGCACUACACGCCGGCACUGUAUGAGACACUUCGGCAGGGCAUCGCAUCUACAUUCCCACGUAUUGAAGUCAUUGGACAAAAUGAUAUUUACGUCUGGUUAUUUGGAUGGGAGCAAGAGGAGGCGUGUCGAGAAGCAAAUACUAAGAUGACUCUUAUAUGUCCAGCGUCAGACGAGCUCAUCGCCAAAUACUCGGCACCGCAGCGACGCAUGCUGAUUGAGAGUCCACACAUGUACAAGGCAGUGACUAAGCCAUGGAUUGACUCGAUUCCUGCAUCCAAAACGACUUGGGUUCAUAAUAUUCUGGAAGGCCAUUCAGAGGCAGACUCAGUCCUUUAUUCGGAUCAUGAUCCACGACACGGUUUCGUGAUCCUGCCCGACAUGAAAUGGGACCGACGUACCUUAUCUUCGCUGUAUCUUGUAGCGAUUGUGCGCGAUGCAUCACUCACAAACCUGCGCGACUUGAGAAAGGAACAUAUUCCUCUGCUCCGCAGCAUUCAGCGUGCCGGUGCUCAAGUAGCGCACAACUGUUUCGGACUGGCAAAACCAAGUGAAGACGGAUCAUCUUCUCCGCUCCGAUGCUUUUUACAUUACAUGCCAACGUAUUUUCAUCUUCACGUUCACAUGCUAUCUGCAAACUAUGUGUCACAUCCUGGUGCUUUGGUAGGCCAAGCGCAACUGUUGGACGACAUUAUCAGCUUGCUUGAACUUGGCGUGGACUUUCGUGAGCGGACACUCGGCUACGCUCUCGCUGAUGGCCAUCCAUUGCUCCAUGCGAUGCAAAUGUCGGGGUUCGCUUUAUAG
This is a messenger RNA of Malassezia globosa CBS 7966, 954 nucleotides long. RefSeq lists its product as uncharacterized. The coding region runs from base 1 to 954 and encodes 317 amino acids. Gene Ontology annotation, cellular component: P-body; nucleus. Gene Ontology annotation, molecular function: RNA 7-methylguanosine cap binding; hydrolase activity. Gene Ontology annotation, biological process: deadenylation-dependent decapping of nuclear-transcribed mRNA. NCBI's taxonomy places the organism in Eukaryota, Fungi, Basidiomycota, Malasseziomycetes, Malasseziales, Malasseziaceae. The record is from RefSeq and is a predicted model, not a curated record. The transcript has a single exon.